Messenger RNA from Fusarium sp. VM40, 1857 nucleotides. The record is from the annotation of a GenBank genome assembly. NCBI's taxonomy places the organism in Eukaryota, Fungi, Ascomycota, Sordariomycetes, Hypocreales, Nectriaceae.
AUGGAUUUCACACGGCGCCGGAUCGCCGAUAUCAACUCGUAUAUACCUACGUCAACUCUCAAAUCUCGUGCCGAAGCAGCUCACGCAGAUGCUGAAGCAACUCCAAACUAUCACUCAAAUCUCGACGGUGUCAACCAGCCUAUGAAUCUACUUUUCCGAGAUGUUUUGUGGUGGACCCUGGGUAUUAUGGCCCUUAUCAUUCUGUCCAUCAGAACUGUUGAGAUCUUAUGGGCAAGACUCCGCCAGGUCUCGGCCAUGAACGCCCCUGGCCAGAAGCAAGGAUACUGGAGGAUAUCUCAAUGGAGCUGGAUGCCUAACAUGAAGAAGAACCUCAUCUACGCUCCCCUGUGGAACAAGCGCCAUAACCGAGAGUUCAAGCUUUCCUCUGCUAUCAGCAUGGGCACUCUCCCUUCGCGACUUCAUUUUACGAUCCUCUUUAUCUACUUGGGCAGCAACUUCGCCUACAUGUUUGUUUUAAACUGGGCCAACGAAAACAAGUUUGCCUUUUGUGCCGAGCUACGAGGUCGCUCAGGAACCUUGGCCCUUGUUAACAUGGUCCCCUUGAUCAUAUUCGCCGGGCGCAACAAUCCUCUUAUCGGCCUUCUCAAGAUUAGCUUCGACACCUACAAUCUUCUCCAUCGCUGGAUGGGUCGCAUUGUCGUCCUUGAGUCCAUUAUUCACACCAUUGCCUGGCUCAUUGUUGCUGUGCACGACCUGGGCUGGGCUGGUGUCAACCACCAAGUCACUCAUAUCCUCUUUUACGGCUCAGGGGCGGUUGGUACGGUUGCUAUGACCCUCCUACUCCUGCUUUCCCUUUCGCCUGUACGCCACGCCUUUUACGAAACCUUCCUUAACGUCCACAUCGUACUGGCUUUCAUCGCCUUCGUCGCUACUUGGGCUCAUUGUGCCUCCUCCGCACUCCCUGGAGGUCUUCCCCAGCUCUCAUGGAUCAUGGGCAUCAUGGGUCUCUGGUUCUGUGACCGCCUUGGCCGCAUGAUUCGAAUUCUCAGUGUCAACUGGUCGUCCAAGGGUUGGACUGAAGCGACUUGUGAGGCUAUGCCUGGUAACGUCACCCGAGUUACUCUUCAUCUGCCACGAUACAAGGACAUUGAGCCUGGCACCCAUGCCUACCUGCGCUUCUGGGGCAUCAACGCCUGGGAGAGCCACCCUUUUUCGAUUUGCUGGGUAAACCAUGUUCGGGACAGCAGCCUACCCAUCGUUGAAAAGGAGCCUCUCCACGCAGUCGACAAGUCAACUAUGACCACCUCUGUCUCUUUCCUUAUUGCUGCCCAGACUGGCUUCACUAAGAAGCUAUUCGACCGUUCUUCUCGGUGUCCCCGAGGCCUCCGCGUCAAGGCUGCUCUAGAGGGACCUUACGCCGGCCACAACAGUCUCGACUCAUACGGCCACGCAGUCCUCUUUGCUGGGUCAACAGGAAUUACUCACCAGCUUUCCUACGUCCGCCAUCUCCUCGAAGGGCACAACAAUGGUACAACUGCUACUCGACGUAUCACACUCGUCUGGAUCAUCCGCGAGUAUGAGUCUCUUGAGUGGGUGCGGCCGUACAUGGACACCAUCCUCCGCAUCCCGAACCGAAAGGAGCUCCUCCGCAUCCAGAUCUUCGUAACCCGUCCUCAGAACCCACGCGAUAUUGUCAGUGCUAGUGCCACAGUGCGCAUGUUCCCUGGACGGCCAAACGUUCCCCUCAUUCUCGCAAGAGAGGUUGGAGAGCAGAUGGGUGCCAUGUGUGUCACAGUUUGUGGCCCUGGCGCUCUUGCAGAUGAUGUUCGCGGUGCUGCCCGGGCAGUGCAAGGGUCGACCGUAGUGGACUUCGUCGAGGAGAGCUUUACAUGGUAA